AUGCCUGCAUUUAAUUCCGCUCCCCAUGGCCCCGCCUUCACGUCCGUCAAUGGCCGCUUGUCUCUGAGUCCACCCGACGAGCAAAAGCCAUCCGUUGUCGCUAAAUCUUCUGCUUGGAGCCCUACCUCUCCAGACCCUGAGCACAACCGUCACUCUCCAGACAGCGAUUCGAGCUCGUCCACUGUUAGCAGUGGAGAUAAGUCUCCCAAUAGUUCUGACAAGACAAGGUCGUCUCCCGAGAACCCAAACAAGAGGAGGCGUUCUGGAUCCGACGAAGGCGCCUACGGUCAGCACAGCCCUGAUCAGACGACUGCCGGCCCCAGACAGCUUCCGCCUCCCUACCAGCCUCUGAACCGCAGCACGACCAUGAGCAUGGAGACCCCUCAAUUACCAAGUUUGCCUCCAUUAGGUCGUCCAGAUGCUGAACGCCGCUGGCAGACCGAGCCCCGUGAACUGCCUCAUGCGACUCAUCAUUUCCAACCCCGUGAGCCACGUCCUACAGAGCCUUCCCGCAACAAUGCUUUGUCACCCGAGUCGCGCGACAUGAUUGAAGAGACUGAAUUCACGCGUGCCGGCGUACAAGUCGAGCUCAAGAAGAGGAAACGGCAAUUUGCCAACCGCACUAAGACUGGUUGUGGAACCUGCAGAAGGAGAAAGAAGAAGUGCGAUGAGGCCAAACCAGAGUGCAAUAAUUGCACACGAGGCGGUUUCGUUUGUGAGGGCUAUGCCAACAAAGUACCUUGGCCAAAGAAUGGGCCUGCUAAACCGCCUGCCAUACUAGCCAAGGAGAAGCAACAGUACCGAGCGCAAGCCUUGGAAGUCAUCCUGGAGUGA
This is a messenger RNA of Alternaria postmessia, 834 nucleotides long. RefSeq lists its product as uncharacterized. The transcript has 4 exons. Gene Ontology annotation, biological process: regulation of DNA-templated transcription. Bases 1 to 834 code for a protein of 277 amino acids. The record is from RefSeq and is a predicted model, not a curated record. Gene Ontology annotation, molecular function: DNA-binding transcription factor activity, RNA polymerase II-specific; zinc ion binding. NCBI's taxonomy places the organism in Eukaryota, Fungi, Ascomycota, Dothideomycetes, Pleosporales, Pleosporaceae.